Aspergillus campestris IBT 28561 is the source of this 1038-nucleotide messenger RNA. RefSeq names its product alpha/beta-hydrolase. Gene Ontology annotation, molecular function: hydrolase activity. The transcript is spliced from 2 exons. The record is from RefSeq and is a predicted model, not a curated record. The coding region runs from base 1 to 1038 and encodes 345 amino acids. NCBI's taxonomy places the organism in Eukaryota, Fungi, Ascomycota, Eurotiomycetes, Eurotiales, Aspergillaceae.
AUGGACCAGAGCGAAAUCAAACCCCCCGUGGCCACCACCGCCGCAGGCUACGGCCUACCCUACACCCUCUAUCUCCACUCGUCGGCAUGGCUACUGAGGAACCUCGUUGCUCUAAUGUCAGGCACGGGGGAACUAUUCGACAAGAAUCUCUACGUUGACACGCCCGGCUUAGGCGAGGGACGCGUCAAACUAUCCAUCUGCAUACCAAACGAUUCCGCCCCUGAAGGACCCAAGCCGCUGGUGAUUGUCACGGAAGGUGGGGGGUUUGUUCUCGGACAGCCAAGCGAUGGUGAACAUGUUGUCCGAUCACUCUCAGAUACGCUCGGCGCAGUCAUCAUCUCAAUCGAAUACGCCAAGUCCCCCCGAUACCCCUAUCCCCACGCGCUCCUCCAGCUCCACGCCGUCCUGAAAUGGGCCCUCUCCCCAGCUGGAUCCGAGGCAAUGGGCGUAGCUAUCGAUCCAUCCCGCGUAGCAACCAUGGGCAACUCCGCUGGCGGGAAUCUCGCAACCGCGCUCUCGCUGCUUAUCUCCUUCACGACGGGGCCCUGUGCCCGUUUCCGCGAGGAGCUACCGGAGGGUUUCCAUCUGGCCGCUCAAGUCCUCCUUUAUCCCAGUACGGCUUGCAACAGACCGUACCAAGAGCGGUUUGACGCCUGCGACGCUCGGGUACAGGCUGCAAGUCUGCCGGUCUGGGCAGCCAGCUUGAUGGAGGCGUCGUACCUGCCACCUUCUGUCGAGAAGGGCAGUAUUUUAUCCGCGCCUGUGGAUGCGACGGUCCCGCUGUUGAAGAGCUUGGCAUAUCUGCCACCAGCCCUUGUCAUUACUGCUGGGAUGGACUGUCUGAAGUUGGAGGCGAAAGAGUACGCGGCGAAGUUAAGACAGGCGGGCGUCACGGUAGCUGAACACGAGUAUAAGGAUGCGAUUCAUGGAUUCAGCCACUACAGGGAAGAUUCCAAGCAGUACCGGAAGGAGGACGUCGAGGACUGCUGGAAGCGGGUGAUACAGUUUUUACAGGACAGGUUCCACGUCCGAACAUAA